Molecule: messenger RNA, 1110 nt
Organism: Phoenix dactylifera (date palm)
Lineage: Eukaryota; Viridiplantae; Streptophyta; Magnoliopsida; Arecales; Arecaceae
Source: RefSeq, a predicted model, not a curated record
AUGUUUUUUUAAAAAAAAUUGUGACAGGAUUUUGGAUUGGUGCUUAUAUUUUGAAUGAAGUCCAUGAAAGAUAUUCUAUGGGUUCAAGUUGUUUCUAGAUUCUUGCUGUUAGUCACGGCAAGUGUGCUUGUGCUGGUUUUCUUUUCAAUGUCGGUUUCUCAACCUCUGCUGUCUCAAAUAAGCUUAAGGAAAAGAGAAUCCACGGAGUUUGUAACUAUGGGCCAAGCUUUGGGGAUACCAGGCUGUGGAUUGCUCGUACAGACAGCAUCUGUGGCAGGUGUAGAUCUUCAUCAACCUUUGGACAAACUGCUGCAGGACAAGAGGUUUCGUCAAUCUUUCAUGGACUUUGCAGACAGUUGUCUUGCUGGUGAGAGUGUUCAUUUCUUUGAAGAAGUACAUGAGCUGGGCAAGAUACCUCUCGAUGAUCCUGUAAGAAGAAUUUACAUGGCAAGGCACAUCAUUGAGAAUUACAUUGUUACUGGUGCAGAAAUGGAGAUAAAUAUAUCUCACAGGACCCGUCAGGAAAUCCUAGGCACCCUGGAUCUUGCUCACCCUGAUCUCUUCAACCAUGCAGUAAAUGAGAUGAUGCAGUUGAUGAAAAUGAAUUUGUUGAAAGAUUACUGGUCAUCUAUGAAUUUUGUGAAGUUCAAAGAAGAAAAUCCAAGACAACCUGACAGUUCUGAGCCUGCGGGGUGGGAUCUCUCUCCAAGACUAAGUUGUGUGCGGUGCACUGACAAUCCAUUUAAUCACGAACAAUUGCAUAAAUGCCCCUCGGGGCGCAAAUGUGAUGUGUAACUUGAGGACAUGCUUGCUUUUUUUAUUGAACCUAGUAUCAUCUUAGCUUGCCCUCAAAAUUGCUGUUAGUUUUGUUUAUAUGUAGUCUUCUGGUAAGAGAUUGUGUUAAUAGUUGAGAGGAUGCUGAUGCUGCCAUUGUACAGACUCUAUCAAAGACUUUGUGGUUGAAGUGGAGAGGAUUGUGUCGAGUAAUAUGGUCAAUUUUGGCAUCAAGCAGCUUAAAUAAACUUAGAUGUCAGGAUGGUGUGUAACCCUUGAUCUCAUUAAAGCUUUGUAAGAGAGUAUCCUCCAUGCCAUGCAGGUAGCCUUUUUUUU